UCGACGUCUACGGCCAAAUGAUGUGCAGCUGCGUUUCUCCGAGACUUGGUGGACGAUUGAACACAUUAGAGAGGAAUAUUGUUUUAUAAUUACAGUUGGAAUACUCGGCGUAUUUGGUAUGUCUAAAAUAUGACACCCAUAUUCAUUAAGAAUUGUUAUUUUACAAGUCACGUUGUUCGGUAGAUAUUAUCGCUGAAGCUAAACGGUGACAAAAACGGACAAAAUGUCAGUUUUUCCGAAAAUAUCUCUGAGGCCGGACGUCGCCGAUUACUUGAAGGGAGUUUUCCUCAACAAAGAGCUGUUGGCGUCUGUUGGCCAUCAAGAAGCCGAGCGCCAUUUCCAGACGCUCCUCACCUGCCUGUCGCACCCGCCGUCUUACACCUGCGUCCGGACCAGCGUCCACCUGGCGCCCCUCGAAGAGAUCCGGCGCGAGCUGGCCGACGAGCUCAAGAAGCAAACGUGCGGAUGGGAGGAGGAGCCGAAGAUGGUCCCGCAUCCCAGCGUCCCGGAUGUGCUGCUGAUCCCUGUGGUCGGUCCAAGACUUGUUGAGCAGCUCGGCAACGACGCCGAGGUGGUGGUGGGGGCGCAGUGCGCCCACGCCGUGCUCAGGGGCGCUGACGUCUUCGCCCCCGGGAUUCUAUCCUGUCCCAAGUACAUGAAGGCGGGCGACGCGGUGUCGGUGUACUCCGACGUGGAGGGGAAGUGCACCCGGGGGGCGUUCGGCUUCCGCGGGAGCAAAAUAUUUGUGGGCAACGGCGUGGCCCGCAGGGACCGCGCCGGGAUUUUCGGCGCGGGAGAAACCGUCAGGGGUGUCGGCGUGCGUAUGACGGAGCCCCUUUACAGGAGUCCCUCCUUUGAUGGAGUCUUACCUCGCCUGGCCUUCUUACAGAACCUUCCGUCUGUGGUGGUGGGCCACGUCCUGGGUCCUCGCCCCGGAGAGCGCGUCCUGGACAUGUGCGCCGCGCCGGGGGGGAAGACGUGCCACAUCGCUGCCCUCAUGGAGGAUCGGGGCGAGGUGGUGGCCUUGGACAAGAUCCGAAACAAGAUGGAGCUGAUUCGCCGGAACGCUGAAACGUUGCAGCUGCGCAGCGUGGCGGCGUUUUGCUUCAACAGCACCAAAGUCGUGAGCGACGACGGCGACUGCGGCGCAGAAGGGCCGCCCUUCCCUCCCGAGAGCUUCGACCGGGUGCUGCUGGACGCCCCCUGCAGCGGCCUCGGCCAGAGGCCCAACUUGGCGAGCGCCUGGACUCUGAAGGAGGCUGUGCGCGCGUUAAAGCGCGGCGGCGUCCUGGUGUACAGCACGUGUACGGUGACGCUGGCCGAGAACGAGGAGCAGGUGGCCUGGGCCCUGCGGACCUUCCCCGGACUCGCGCUGCUGCCUCAGGAGCCUCGCGUGGGGGCCGAGGGCAUGCCGGGCGCGGGGCUGUCCCCGGAGCAGCUGGGCCUCCUCCAGAGGUUCCGACCCGAGCUGAGCCGGGGGCCCGACGGCGACACCAUCGGAUUCUUCAUCGCCAAGUUCCGGAAAAACUGACCCGAAAGGCUGAAAACGCCAUUGCGCAGUCAACGAAAAUGGACACUUUGGUGUACGUCACAUGGGCAAGUACAGAGUUGAGUUUAAAAGUUUACGCACUCGUUUGAAUGGCAAAUUUUUGUAAUCUACAAAUAUCAGACCGAGAAAAACAAUUGUCAUUAAUGUGAACCAUAUACUUAUUUUCAAGGAGAUGGGAACUUCCUUAAAUCUCAGCAUUUUCAGCUCCAUUCCUGGCUUUAAGUUUGGACAGGACUCGUUUUAUAAUAUAUCAUCUCCCCGCACUUUUUAAGAGUUUGGGCUUCAAAAAUGCCGUCGUGUCACGUCGACGACAAACGCCGAGGCGGAAGGCGAGUGCGGCGGAGGCGUUGCCGUGCCGACGGCGGCUCCCCCUCCCCGGCGUGCGCGCGCAGACCGGGAAGCGGCGAGGUCACGAGAGGUAUUAAGAAUUUAUUGCAGCCGGUGAAAAUGGGGGUUAUUGCAUGCUCAAGGAUCAUUUAUGGAUGUUUGUCUAGCUGGCGCCGUUCCCGGGAAAACCGACCCGCUCGGAGCCUAUUUUAGACUCGUCCCCUUUUUGGUAGUGACGUUGCCACGGCAACGGCCCCGCGAGCCUACCUCAAUUUUUCAGUAGUGUUUUUAAGAGC
Molecule: messenger RNA, 2172 nt
Organism: Syngnathoides biaculeatus (alligator pipefish)
Lineage: Eukaryota; Metazoa; Chordata; Actinopteri; Syngnathiformes; Syngnathidae
Gene: nsun6
Product: NOP2/Sun RNA methyltransferase 6
Exons: 11
Coding region: 224-1531 (435 amino acids)
Biological process (GO): RNA methylation
Molecular function (GO): methyltransferase activity; RNA binding
Source: RefSeq, a predicted model, not a curated record